UUGGGGGCCGAUUGUUUCAACCUGGUCUUGUUUGGCUCUUCGAGAGUUGCUGGACAGGGUUUUCCUCCCCAGACUCCGCUUUUCCUGGUGGUCUGGGAAAGUUUAGAAUUCUUUAACAUUGUGAUGAUACUCUUAUGUGCUGAUCUUUUAUCGAUCGUUCUCAAGUCUUUUGAGGGUCCUGAAAAUGUGGCCCUAGGCUUGAGAUUCAAGGAGGUCUUGGCUAAAACGACAAGAUAUAAAUAAGAUUGUGACACAUACUAUUUGUUGAAAGUCAGAGAAAACCAGGAAUUUGCCCUUUUGUUGGAGGAACUUUAGAAGAACUUUUCAUUUUUGAAAGAUUGGGGAAAAUCCAAGGCAGAGUUAAAUUGCCCGGUGCGAUUUAACUUAAAACAAUACGAAGUAAUUUCUAAUAGGCCUGUAAAAGUUUGAUCACUUUGGGGAAUGUUCAACUUCUAGAAGUCACUGCCAUGAAAACAGCAAGAAUGUUUCCCACAAAUUUAGUCUUAAUGAAGACGGGCAGAUCAGUUAUAUCUGUUGUCUGGAGUUAGUAGUACAACUCUUGGUUUGAGUGAAUGGGAAGCUGGGACUACAGAGGAGUAUAAUAAGCCUUUUGUAAUUACAAACAUGCUCUGAUCUAGCUCUUAAAGUCACCCCUAAGACUCCCUUUUGCUCUGGGUUAAAAUAUCUGAGAAAAAGGGGUGGAAGAGAUGGAGAACUUGGUUACUCAAACUUAGUGAUUAAGAGGAAAUCAUUUGAAGUAUUAACGGGAACAUCCAUAGUAGUGUAAAAAUUUACACAAUGAAAUCUGAAGCCAAGGAUGGAGAGGAGGAGAGUCUACAAACAGCUUUCAAGAAAUUAAGAGUGGAUGCAUCAGGGUCCAUAGCAUCUCUGUCUGUUGGAGAAGGCACAAGUGUCAGAGCAUCGGUCAGAGCAGCAGCAGAUGAUACCAAACCUAAAACCACAUGUGCAUCUAAAGACAGUUGGCAUGGGUCUACAAGGAAGUCUUCACGAGGAGCAGUGAGAACCCAGCGUCGCCGGCGUUCUAAGUCUCCUGUCCUUCAUCCUCCAAAAUUUAUACAUUGCAGUACAAUAGCAUCUUCUUCCAGCAGCCAGCUCAAGCACAAAAGCCAGACUGACUCCCCUGAUGGCAGCAGUGGGCUGGGAAUUUCAGCACCUAAGGAGUUCAGUGGAGGAGAAAGCUGUGCUUCUCUUGAUGGUAACCACACAGGGGUAGUCAUUGAGCCUUUGAGAACUUCAGUUCCAAGGCUCCCAUCAGAGAGUAAGAAGGAAGACUCCUCUGACACUACCCAAGUCUCCCAAGCAAGUCUCAAGGGCAGUGAUCUCUCUGACUUUCAAUCUGUUUCCAAGCUAAACCAGGGCAAGCCAUGUGCAUGCAUAGGCAAGGAGUGCCAGUGUAAGAGAUGGCAUGAUAUGGAAGUGUAUUCCUUUUCAGGCCUGCAGAAUGUCCCUCCCUUGGGCCCAGAACGAAGAUCCACGCUUGAGGACUACUCUCAGUCGCUGCACACCAGAACUCUGUCUGGCUCUCCUCGCUCCUGCUCUGAGCAAGCUCGAGUCUAUGUGGAUGAUGUGACCAUUGAGGACCUAUCAGGCUACAUGGAGUAUUACUUGUAUAUUCCCAAGAAAAUGUCUCACAUGGCAGAAAUGAUGUACACCUGAUAGCAAGAAGCUAAUUUGUAUGCUAUAAACCAAUGAAGGGUUGUCAAAGAGAUUUAGUUAAUGACAGACCUUAUGGCCACUUCAUGUGAGAAGACAUCUCUUUCUGCUCACUGUGCUUGCAAUAAAAACUUUUCUUGGCAUAUCAGUUAAUCUUCGUUCUUUAAACUUAAUCUCUGAGUUCUUAAACACCCAUCAAGGCAAGCAGAUUGAAGAAAAAUUCCUCUCAUUUAGAAUUGUUCCUGGGGGAUGAAGAAAGCAUAGUUACUUGGGUAUAGGUAAAAGCCUUUGUAAAACAGUCCAUUUUUCAGAUCUGUUAAAGAUGUGGUAGCCAAGGAAAAUCAAAUGUAGUUUUGUAACUGGACUGAACAUUUGUCAUACUGUAGUUGCCAGCCAGAAUAUUAGAAGUUAUAAGACUGAUUUAAAUCAUCUCUGAUUUAACACAGGAUUUAUUGUGUCUUUAAAGGUUUCUUAUGUUAUUGUUAAGCCAGAGAUCUAAGGUUUAGAUUAAAUUUGAAUAAACUAGCUGGCCUGCUCUAUAUUGUUUGAGAGAGUCAUUAACCAUCACUAAAUAAACUCUGCUUGUGCUCUUUAUCCCAAAGCAUGUUACAUGGAGUUUCUCAAGAAGCAGCUUGCAAUGGGCUGCUUCAGAGGCAGGAGGUGUAAUAUAUGAAACUAGUGUGUGUCUUCUCUGGCAUUUUUAUAUACGGUAUGUUUCUUGCAAUCAGUUGUAAUCUCGGUCUCAUAAUCAGUUUUAAAUAUUCUAGAUGGUUAUUAUCUCUUUGAACUGCCUUAUCACCUCGGCAACCCCCAAAAAAAAUUUUGUACAUGCUGUAUCCUAUGUUUCUGGUCAAUUAUCCCAAAAUUCCCUCCAAAGUUUGAUUAAAAAAUCUGUCCUCA
This is a messenger RNA of Galeopterus variegatus (Sunda flying lemur), 2574 nucleotides long. It is a transcript of the gene OSER1, whose product is annotated as oxidative stress responsive serine-rich 1. The record is from RefSeq and is a predicted model, not a curated record. The coding region runs from base 799 to 1677 and encodes 292 amino acids. NCBI's taxonomy places the organism in Eukaryota, Metazoa, Chordata, Mammalia, Dermoptera, Cynocephalidae. The transcript is spliced from 5 exons. Gene Ontology annotation, biological process: cellular response to hydrogen peroxide.